This is a messenger RNA of Punica granatum (pomegranate), 1072 nucleotides long. The record is from RefSeq and is a predicted model, not a curated record. NCBI's taxonomy places the organism in Eukaryota, Viridiplantae, Streptophyta, Magnoliopsida, Myrtales, Lythraceae.
UUUGCAAAAAUGAUUCCACCUGCAAAACAUGCACUUCCGACUGCUUCGGUUUUGCCUCCAAUCGAAGAAGACUUGUCACAGGCGCUUCCCACUAGAAAUCUAACAUCCGAGAAAGUGAUUCCACAGUCUGCAGAUUCGACUUCUCCUGCAAAUGAAGAGCUUCCAUUGACUUCCAUUUCACCUAGAAUAGAAAAACUGUUAUCACUGCCAUCUCGUCGCUCAGAGAGAAUUCGUAAUCCACCCGACUAUCUGAAGGACUUUGUGUGUAACAUAGCUACUAUUCGACCGCCCCGCUCCAUCUCACCAGCUCAUUCGUCCUCCCCGAAUUCUGAUGUUGAACCCAGGUCAUAUAAAGAAGCUUUUCAAGAUUCACGUUGGCGUAUUGCCAUGAAUGAAGAAAUUUGUGCAUUGGAAUUGAAUAAAAUGUGGACGAUUGAGCCAAUCCCUUCUGAUAAGAAACCCAUUGGAUGCAAAUGGGUCUUCAAAAUAAAGAGAAAUGCAGAUGGGAGUGUCGAGCGAUUCAAAGCACGUCUUGUUGCAAAAGGAUUUACUCAAGUCGAAGAGAUCGAUUUCACUGAGACAUUCGUUCCAGUAGUGAAACUUGUCACAGACGAGUACUUCUAUCUAUAACUGUUGCUCACAAUUAGGAAAUGCACCAAUUGGAUGUUCAUAACGCCUUUCUACAUGGUGAUUUAACUGAGGAAGUUUACACGCGCAUGCCAUCGGGUUUUUCUUCUCGGCGUCCAGGAUAUGCAUGUCGUCUACGUAAAUCUCUUUACUUCCUACAACAAGCAUCUAGAAAUUGGUUCUCCAAAUUUGAGACUGCACUUCGCAAUUAUGGACUUGCUCAAUCCGGCGCCGAUCACUCAUUAUUUACUCUGCAAAAGGAUGAGAAUUUUCUUGCGGAUCUCGUAUAUGUUGACGACUUAAUCAUUGUCGGCAAUAACUCGGAGUUCUGUGCUUCACUCAAGAGACAACUAGCCACACAUUUCCGUAUUAAGGAUUUAGGUCCUUUGUACUAUUUUCUUGGAAUUGAAGUUACUCGAAUGAACAAAGGAUUAUUCCUUAAUCA